GCCAGGGCGUCGGCCGCGAGCUUUCAAACGGAACCGCGUUCGAAACGGCCGCCGACUGCUUUGCAACCGCACAGCCAGCAAAAGGAAGCUUUUGUAAAAGUCAGUGUUUGUGAUAAUUUAAUUAUUCUUCUGGAAAUAAUCAACAGCUCGAAUGAAACAUUACAUGAAAUAACUCUGAGUCAAGUUUGUUAAAAUCUGUUAUAUCAUGGGUCGACUUACAGUGGAUCUAAUCGCUAAAAAUAGUAUCCAUGUAAAGAACAGAAGAGAUGAACCGUUGGAACAAUACCUAAAAAAAUUGACUCAUCUAAAUUUUUCAAACAAGAAUAUUGAUGAGAUUGAUGACCUCCCGGUAUGCAAGAACCUGUCUGUUUUAUAUUUAUAUGACAACAACAUCACACAGAUUCAUAAUUUAGAUUUUGCAAUUAAUCUCACCCAUCUGUACCUGCAGAACAAUAAUAUAACACACAUUGCAAAUCUCUCCUCGCUACAAAACCUCACUAAAUUGUAUCUAGGUGGCAAUUGCAUUUCUGUAGUGGAAGAGUUGGAAGGAUUAACAGAGCUUCGAGAAUUGCAUGUAGAGAACCAGCGCCUUCCCCUUGGAGAGAAGCUGCUGUUUGAUCCUAGGACUCUCCAAUCUCUAAAAAAAUCCUUGUGUGUUUUGAACAUCAAGAAGAAUAGUAUUGAUGAGAUAAAAGAAUUGGCUUGUCUUGGGAACCUGAAUCAGUUUAUGGCUGAAGACAAUCAUAUUCAAGAUAUAAAGGAACUGGAAUAUGUCUUGAGCCAAUGGCAAAAACUCUGGUAUCUGAACCUGAGUGGAAAUCCUGUCUGCCAGAAAGCAAAAUACAGGGAUAAAAUAAUGGUGUUGUCUACAAGCCUAGAGGUCCUUGAUGGAAAAGAGAUAAAUAAUACAGUCAGACAGUUUUUAUUAAACUGGAAAGCUUUCCGAGAAGCCAAGAAGAAAAUUGCCACGGAAAAGCCAGAGGAGCAGGCUACACAACAGACGUUAGAUCAUCCACAAGUAAUUCGGAAUCAUGCACUUAGAAGCUAUACAACUCCUGGUAUUCGUAGAUUCAGGAAACCUGUUGAUCAUCUUACGAAGACUCCCAGCUUUUCAUACUCUAGAGAUGAUGGAAAAAGUGUUUUACCACCAGUACUUGAAUCUAAGGGCAUGGGUGAUGGUGUGGAAAGAAUCGGGACACAACCAGUCAGAUUUUUGUUGAUGCCUUCUCACAUGGUGACUAAGAAUCACGGUUUAAGGAAAACUUCCUCCUUUGCGUCAGAGCAGAAUAUUGCUGAACCUCAGGUCCAACAUCACUGACACUGCCAACUGAGAUCGAAGAUCCAAACAAUAUAAUCACCAUUCACUGAUGUUGGAAACGCAUUAGUCAUAUUUUGUUUUAUUUUGAAAGAUACGAAUGUGAUUAUUUACUCAAAUUUAUUUCAUUAAAUGUGCUGUCGAAGUAUUUUGUCGUUUUUAAAAAAUAAUAAUAUUUAGGUUGGGUAAAUUCAUAAAAAACAUACUAAACAGUUUAGUAGCAAAAAUAGCCACACGUUGUGAAUUGAUUUUCGGGUUGUAGUCAAAAAGUUCACCAUGUUUUAACUUCACUUUCUUGUGUUCGGUAAUAUUAAAAUUCUGUCACAA
Rhincodon typus (whale shark) is the source of this 1642-nucleotide messenger RNA. It is a transcript of the gene ppp1r42, whose product is annotated as protein phosphatase 1, regulatory subunit 42. NCBI's taxonomy places the organism in Eukaryota, Metazoa, Chordata, Chondrichthyes, Orectolobiformes, Rhincodontidae. Bases 206 to 1318 code for a protein of 370 amino acids. The transcript has 10 exons. Gene Ontology annotation, molecular function: protein binding. The record is from RefSeq and is a predicted model, not a curated record.